CCUUGUUUUGCGAACCGGUCCAUUGUCUACUGCAUUGUGACAAAAGCUUUUGAACCGCUCCAUCCUGAGACGACCGAGUUUUCCAAGUUAUCAAACGCAUCAUCGAAUUGACGAAGUCGAAUUGACGUGGUAAGCCGAUGUUAAAUUAUAACUUCUAUUAUUAAUAAUUAUCCGCCGUGAAUACGCAUUAAUGUAAAAAUUCGUUUUGAUGAUUUUUGAAUCGGUUUUCUCCCUAUACUAUUACUGAAUAAUAAUUCUCACGACCACGUGGAAAACGAGCAAGCCUACGUAGUGACCUAACCGGUCAAACAUAGGAAAUCACCGAUAUCGUAACGAACGGCCUUUUUUUCUUUUUUUUCUCCUUCCUAAUUUUCAUGUAAACGGCUCUCGGUUUCUAAACGUGUAUUUUCUAUGCGGGGAAUAUUAUGUAACAAACCGAAAGCCCUAAUUAUUUGUAAAUAGUUGGACAGAGGACGUUUUUAAAAUUAUUCGAGUAUACCUACUUUUUACGUUUUGGCGCGUUGUUUGUUUUUAAUAUUGGCCGGUAUGAAUGUACAAUUAAAAUUUUGAAUAAAUAACGACGGGUAAUAAUUUUACCCAAUGGUUUAUAUCUGUAUCGUUUUACAAUGGUAAUUCAACAUAAUAAAAGUCCGCAGUAAAACGAAUUGGUUUUGGCGAGGCAAUGUUGUUUCGUUCGGCAUUUUACCUAUUUGCCGGAAACGUGUUGUCGUAAAAUAACGAUUUAUUAAUAACGUUGGAAUUUUUGGGUACGUACAGAUAUCCGAAUUUAAUCUCGUUCGGCAGUGCGUAAUUUUUGUUUAUGUAUAUACCUGGCGAUGUUUAAUAAUCGAAGAAUAUUACGGUACUCUCGGUUUUCUGGAAUGACCGCACGUUUUUCCCGAACUAUUUCGAACGCGACAUGCGUCGUAUUUUUGUACCUAUGCCAUUGUUCGCGGUAGAACGGCCGAGGCAUUCCCGGCGAAAACCGGCCAUUCUAACGCAUUCCCACGCCGCUCCUCGCCCGGGGCUUCCACCGCCGCCGGGCCAGGUGUAAAACUUUGCGGACUGCCGCCGUCGACCCGCGCACGCGGUGUGAUUACGCGUCGGUGUAUACGUAGCGGUACAACGUACGAACGCGCGUUCGCGAAGAGCGCACGGCAAAUAUUCUGUAUGCCUACUCAAUAUUUUUGAAUUGUUUUUUUUUUUUAUUUUUCGCUUUCAAUUAUUCCGUAAUUGUGGUCGGAAUUUUUGUUAACCGCGCCAAAAAGGAAGAGGGGGGGGGAAGUUUUGGGGUAUAGAUUUCGUGUUGUAGAUGACGUAACGGAGAAUACGAUGGGAUGCGCUCCAACUGUACACACCAUCACAGGGAACGUCUCGUCCGAUUCCGACUCUCGAAAUGGUCGUCGGUUCGUUAAUUGAGCACCCCGCGUAGUCGGCGGCAGUAGUAACCGGUCGUUCCCUGUCGCAACACACCGGGGACCGGGGUCCAGCGAUCCGUAGCUCGGUCUGCGUGCGCGAAACGACGCCGUCUUUCUCUCGUGAAAAACGGUGUACCUACCAUUUCCUCCGUCCCUAUCCCUCGCCGUCCCAUUUGACCGCCGCGUAUUAUCACGGUUGCGUUUACCCGCGUUACGUAUCAAGACACGAGCACGCGUUGUUUCGAACGCGAAUAAAAUGCCGUAACGGCGGCCGAUUUCGUUUUGUUUUUUUUUUUUUUUCUGCACGGUAGAGAUCCACCGAGAGUGUACGAUUUUUUUCCUUUCCGGAUCGACUACCGUGCUAUUUCUACUGUUGGUUGUUGUACAAUGAUUGUUGGUAACAAUAACGUGUAAACAACGCUACCAAAACGACUGUACCAGCGAUGAGUGUUUCGCAACCGAGGCGAUUCCCGUUCGCGCCCACACCCCGCCCCGUGUGAUUCGUUUUAUUCGGUCCCCGCCGCAGGUAUAAUAAAUUCCAAACUGCUGCUCUGAUAUUAUCCAACUCGUGUGUUUUCGGUCGAAGCGUAAAGAUGGGCGCCACGAUUGACAUUUGUGUGUGGGUGGGUGUGUGGGGGGAAGGGACUAAUGACUUUUUCGUUCCCGUGCUCAUUCCUUUACUCUGUGAUAUAUUGCAAUGCAUUAUCGUAAUUGAAAUCGUUGAUUUUCAGCGACAUUAGCCAAAAACAAUAUUAACUACGCAAUACGCAUCAAAUACUUGUUGGCGGGUGGCGUCGAUCCCUUCGUUUCCCCCCUCCCGGUCCCAUAUCCGUGACUAAAGACGAAAACGAUAAGUCGCGCCUUUUGCACGGUUCUUUAGCGUCCGAUUUGUUUUGUUCGUUUUUUACGACUCGAAUAAGAAUAACAUUGAAUUAUUAUUUAGAGAAAAAAAAAAGAAGCGAUUUCAAAACCAAUAACUUCGCGUUCCACAAUACCGCGUAGCAGCGCACCACCGCGGUCGGAAAACGAUUAUAACGCCGGUCGCGCCGCACUCGUUACCCAAACGCUUACCGUCCGUAUCGCGGAUGAAAUUCCCACGUAGCGGCAGCGGGCCGGCAAAACCGUCUGUAAUUAAUCGUUCGACGUGCGCGGUCAGUAGCAAACGACACCGUCGCAGCGCGACCGGGGGACACCGGGCGAUCGCGGGUUUCGCCCGCGAUUGUAUUACCGUCCGGCGAUAGUGUCGUUUGCCGACACGGUAUUCUGGGUAUUCCGACCGCCCGUCGACGUAAUUGUCGUUCGGUCGUGAACGGGCGGAUUAUUCAUGCACACGCCAUUGCGGCGCAGGCACUCGGAAUUGAUAACUUGUCCGCGUUUCUCCGAGCCGUUAAUUUCGCUAUUAUAUUUUCGGCGAAUUUCCCGGACGUCGGCCCGUUGUCGGUCGCCGCGCGAUGGACGUUCGGGAAUGUGCCCCCCCCCCGCCCGCCCGCCCGGGGAGGUUUUCGGCCCUUCCGCGGCGCGCGCCGCCCGAUUGAUUUUCCGUUUCGCAAACACCGGGCGGCGGCCGUUCGUCCGGCUUGUCGAAACGCGUCGGGUCGGGCGGCCGUACGCCGCGGACACGGAAUCGUGCCGGGAGAACCGUACCGACAACGGUGCGGUGCGCGGACGCGGCGGUAGCGUGCGUGUCGCUCGGCUUGUGACCCGAUGUUGCCGCGUAACUUCGUCCGCUAUUGUACGAAACCCAACGCAAACAUUUCCAUUCCGUUUUGCCGAGUACAUUUUGCGUUCUGGUGUUGGGUUUUUUUUAAAUCCAAUGCGUCUCGUCGUUUUAUGUUUUGUCGUGGGGGGGACCCAACCGAUUGAUAUUAUUGGCGAUCAAUAACGAUUGAAUGUGCGUUUACAACAAUAAACAUUGAUAAACGGAAAGCAAACCGGCGGUUUUGGUAAAACACGCUCGGUACGCGUGCCGGCAUAAUUGUAUCGGUGUACCGGUCCACGCGUAUUGUCGACAAGUCGAUCGAGACGACGCCAUUAUUCGGCAUAGCGUGGACGCGUUCUCACGGUUCUCAUAUAAUUAGUAUUCCGUGGGUUGGGUUGGGUCAACACCGUGUCGCGUGUAGAUACCUAACCGAACAACGGGCAAUUAUACGGCGAGGUAGCUGAUGCUGGUUUAUAACGUGUUAAUACCGUCCGCGUGCCUAUAAGAAAAAAAAAAUAAAUAAAUAAAUAACGAACACUGCGAUGGGAAAUAAUAGGUAACGCGGAUCGGUGUGUACCUUUUGGCGAUUAUUAUCCUCACAGGUAAUAAAACAGCCCACCCUCCGCCAUCGGAAGGGUUUGGGUAUAAUAAAACCCAGUCGUCGAUCGUAUAGUAUUCUCGUAUUGUUCGUUGUUCCCGGAAUAUAAAUACGAAAGUGUUAAAUUCCUAUCGCCAUGGGUUUGGUAAAAACGGGUUUUUGUAAUGGGGAGAGAGAGAGAGAGAGAAAAAAAAAGGGUGGUGGGGACUGCUCGGUAUCGAUGUUAUCGUAGUACCUGGUGUACUGUAGUGGUAGGUAUUUCGAGUGAUAUUUCACGUGCAUACGAGUUUCAUCCCAACAUGUACUACGAAUAUUGCCCGCCGCGAUGUUAGGUUAGGUAGUACACGAAAUUGUACACCGCUCGCUUCCCAGAAAUGUUCACGCGCGUUGCAUACCACGAGAAACAAAGCAGUGGUUCAUAAACUAAUAAUUAACGAUAUUUAUAAUUUUAUUGAAAACAAUAUAACAUAAUCGGCAAAAACAUUUACACGGGCGGCAGUACUUGUUCGGAUGGGCUUCGUGGCUCUGUUUAUGGUUCGACCGUUUGCUUUCUUUUUCGACAUUACUUGAUCGCUUUCGUCUACUCUCGAACGAUAUCUCUUAACGAGAGUUUACGUUUUCCGUCAAUAAAAAACGAAAAAAAAAAAAAAUCGAUGUAUUAUUUUAGUUAUUUUCCGAUAACCCCUAUGUCCCGGCUUCUACCCCAUAUUAUUAAUGUUAACAAUAAUUCGUCGGGACCUGUUGCCGCGGACACUGACGGGAAAGCUUCGGUCAGUGGACGCCGCUUGCGAAAUUUUACUCUGUUUAUUACGUUGUUUUUUUUUUUUUCUGUAAAAUUAUGUCAGAAAACAUUGAAGUGAUAACUAGAAAACGGCGGGCAUAUUGUGCUGGUUUACUGUAAUUUUAAAUCUGGCAACGCAUAUAAAUUAUGAAAACGAUAUAGCUACGCGGUGUAGGUGUUACGGAAUAACAUGCCUACACAAUUAUGUUCCGAUUGGGUUAGGUUAUCUUUGGGUCGGAUUAGUAGGAAAUCAUUCCGUAGGCCGGUGGUCCCCAGACUUUUUUUUAAAAACACGACGCAUCGUACAGCUGCUGUUGGUCUCUACAUAAUUUUCGCGGCACCCCUAGAGAACGUUCGCGAACGACCUACUGGUUGGUUACCGGUAACCCUACUGGCAGACCGCGUUUUAGUGCAGCUGUUGAAUCACAACACCGGCCUUGUAAAUAAUAAUAUUGUUAAAUUGUAAUAAUCUAAUGCUCGAUAUGGUAUUAUAGAGACUAUACAAGGUACUGUAGUACCUACAGUGGUUUUAAAAUUGGAUUCCGCUGGGUUGAUAUAUUUUUUUUGUAUUAUCCAUUAUUUGUGAAAGACCACCGGUUACGGCGAUCCAUGUGAUCCUACGUGAAGUGUAAAGUCGUAACACUGUUUUGAUUAUGACUCGUUUGAGUACAACCCGUUAAUGUUGGUUUUAGUUCUAAUUGUGUUUUGCUCACAAAUUAAACAAUGACCGAACAAAAAAUGUAUUACUGUUUGUGAAGUGUGCCGAGGUGAAAGAAAGUUUGAAAAUCACUGCAUUUGUGCAGACUAUGCAUAAUAUUGUUUUCCAUAUCGGUUUAUUGUUUUCUAUCUGCGACGCGUUCGUCAUCGUGAAUCUCGGUUUAAGUACUCUCGAACAGUAUUUAUCUAAAAUAAUAUAUUCAUUUUUUAUUUGAGGUGUAAAACUGAUAUUGUGUAAAGGAGGCGGUCGAUGGCCACUGGUCACUGGUGGUAAACGGUUACGCCCCAUUAAUGGUUCCUGAUGACCGUACAAUACCAAUUGAGAAUAACCUCAAAAUAUCGUCAAUUGUUUCCUAAGAGGUACUACUGUCGAGUUACGUAUCCGACGUAGUCGACGUAGUUGACGCGUACCCCACGCGUUAAACUAUAACGUUUUGUUAAAUUGUUAGGUUAGCGUCAUCUGCCACCGCCCAUCAUUUUCACUGUUUCCUAUUGUUAUUUUUCACGACCGGAAAACAUUUGGGAUUCGUUGCGAUAUCUUUCAAUUUAGCCGUUUUUCUACGCGUAUUAAACGUAAGUAUACUAUUAUUAAUACGAAAUAAGAAAAUGCGAUUGUUUUAAUAGUAUAACUAUUGUUUUAUAAUCGGUCGCUAGUAGCGAAUGAUCUUUACUCUCAGAUCCGCAUUUUCUUAUUAGUUUUCACCUUAAAUUAUUUCACAUUUUGAAGGGCGUUACUUCGAUUAAAUAUCGUGACAUCUAAAUGGUUUUCACCGCGAAAUACUUGUAUAAUACCCUCCUCACCAUUAUUCGCCUGUUCAGAGUUUCCUAAAAGUUUCUCUAGUCUCGCCGAUUUCACAUAAUAAACGUUUUCUAUCAUUACAGGUAAAAUAAGUAUUUUAUAUUCCAUAUUCUCCAAUGUCUUUUCUUGAUAACUCCCCAAUCAUUGAGUUAAUGUCCACUACCAACCACAGUCCAUAAUCAGCUUUUUCAGUUUGUAGGUACAAAAGUGAAUCAUUCGUAAAACAUACUCUCUCCAUGAUAUUCAUCUCUAUGUAAUGCACUUAACUAUCAUAUACACUAGAAUUUAUAAUAUAUAAAAGUACUAGCUGUCUCGCGCUAAUUUGUAAUAUUAAUACUUUACCCAUAUUCAUUUUUGGUUUUGGCCUUUUUAGAACUGAACGAAUACAUAUAUACGUGAAAAGUAGGUAGUCUCCUUCGGCGGACUAAAUGUAUUCUAUUGUAAAAUUUAAAUAGUGUAAAUAAUAGUAAUAAUAUUAAUUAUAAUAGUUUUAUUUUCCUUUGCCACCCCUGAAUAAACAAAUAAUUUUUAUAAAUAAAAUAAAGUCAAGUUAAUUACAUCAUUUAUAACUCAAUUGUACCUAUUGAGUGCAAAUCAGCUAAAUUAAAAAUACCUAUAUUAUUAUUUUUGAUUUGCUCAUUAAAUAUUGAAUGAGGUUUUGACAUCACUGAGAUUACUAAAGAUUGAAUCUAGAUAGUUAAAAUAAUUUAUCGAUUGUCAUUAAAGUAUUAACUCGUGAAUAAUUAUUUUUUCAAAGGAAACUACUACUGAUAGGUACUAAUGCUCAACUAAAGUCAUCAAUUUACAAAGUGACUUAUCACUUUGUAAAAUAUCAAUUUUAAUUACUUUUUACAUUUUCUAUAUAGGUACCUACCCACAUUUUUAAUUUUUAAAGGAAAAAUUAUAAAAUAUAAAACACUAUUAUAGGUAUUAUUUUUACACUUAUUAUCUUAAUAAGUCAUGGUUUAAUCAUGAACUGAGAUAUACUUCCCCAUCUGAGCUGUGAUUUUAAUAUUGUGUGUACCCUCUUGUGUUUAUGUUUAUAUAAGAUACAAUUAUCUAUUCAGAUAAUUGAAAUAACAAUAAAUAUACAGAUAUAUACAUACACCAUAAAUUAUAUUAUUUUAAUGUUGUAUGUGCUAUAGGUACUUUUAAUAAUAAUCAGCUCUUAUAUAGUUUUUGUAUACUGUAAAUUCAUUCAUUAUAUUUGAUCAUGGUAAAUGGUUGAAUUAAAAUGUUGUUAAAUUACUUAAAAUAUUUGUUCUUAUUAUUUGGUACCUAUUUGUUUUAUUUAGUUAAAACUAAUAUUGGUGCCAGAAAGCGUGACCGACUAAAUUAAAACAAAAUAUAUUUUUGAUAUUGAAUUCGAAAUUUACUUAUUUCAAUAGUUUUAAAAGUAUCAUACAUCUUAAAUUACAGGUUCAAGCUAAGAACAUUAACCAAAAUUGAAAAUUCCAAUGUCAUUUCCGACAUCUUACUUUACCAUAAUAUAUACCUAGUUAUUUUAUCAUUCAUGAGCAAUUAUGAUCAGUUACUCUUUCAACCUUGAUACCGGAUUUAACAGAUUAACUUAAAUCACUUUUUUUGAAAUUUUUCAUUAACUACAAUUACUAUUUUUUUUUUCAAAUUGUAGAAAAGUAGCCCUAAAAGUAUCGCCACGUCUCUUCAGUCUAUUUUUCAUAAUAUUUACUUGUAAUUUAUCAAUCAAGCUUAUUGUUCUAUUAGAAAUUGGUAAUUUUUUUAGAAAUAAAUAUUUUUAACAUUAUUGACCAUAUUUAUGGUUUUAUGCAGUACAAUGAGGAUGAAUAUUGUGGACGAUUUAUCUAUUACAGAGUUAAUGGAAAAAAAAAUUAUUUGGCAUAUUUGAUCAUAUUUUGAAGAUUUGAGAAUAUUGAGCCUAUUUUUCAUAUUUUAAAAUAAAUUAUUAUUAUUUUGUAUUAUUAUUCAUAAAAAAUCAUAUAUUGAGCUCCUCAUUUCUUGAGUUCUGAUAUUUUCAUUGUAAGAAAAAAUGAUUAUUAUUUAUUUAAUUUAUUAUGAUAAAAAUCAUUCAGUUUCUGGGUUUGUAGUCAAAUUGGUAAUGUUGGUUAAUCUAUUUCUCUCUGAACAAAAUCAUAAAGAUAUUUUGGCGAACAACAAUAUUUAGUAUCUAUGAAUUAUUAAUAUAUGUGACCAAAUGUUUUAAAAUGAUAAAAAAGAUUCAAAUCCACCAUUAAUGUAGUUUAUUUUUUAUUUUUUUAAAUGCCGAACCAUAAUUAUAUUAUAAAACAUAUUUUAAAUAUAGCAGAGUUUUAAUAAUACACUAAAGAAAUGAUACAAGUAAAUGCAUAUUUUAAGGGUGAUUAUCAAGUUUGAGUACCUAUUAUAUUAUUAUAACAUAAAGUGUAAUAUUAAUGGUAUAUGCAAAUAUUGUAAAAUUUAAUGAAUGUAGGUAUAAUAUUAUACAAAUAUUAUUUAAAAAAAUAUAUAGAGCCUAUUUAAUUAUUUUAUUAUAAUAUAGCAUUUAUAUUGUUGACAAAGCAUCACUAUCAAUUAAACUCUACUCAGAAUCUUUUUUUCGUUACCAAUGGUUUAUCGUUUAUUAAAUACUAUAUUUAUAUAUGGUUUAUUAAAUUCUUGUCUGUAUCCUACCUUCCCAACUUUCUACCUACACCAGUGACUGCAUCCGUUCUCAUUAUCUUACAUAUUUCUUAUUGUAACUUGUGUACAAUUCUAUAAAUUAUUAUUUUAAAUUAAAAAACUGAUAUUUUUAGAAUAUUUUACAUUUUUAAGAAUUAUUAAGAGAAUAUUUUAAGGUUUUCUUUAGAGGACAUUAGUAUCAUAUUUUAAACUUUUAAGACCCUAAUAAUCCGCUCUGUAAUUAUUAUAUUGAUUACUUCGUAAAACAACUAAGUAAAAUAAUAUUAUUUUUGUAUACAGUCUAUAUUUUAUAAGCCAAUAAAUGCUAUUCAGCGGUCGGUUAGCUCUUGUUGUUAAAAAUAAACUUGUAUAUUAGUCGUAGACUCGUAGUAGGUAUUAUUAUCGAUGAAAUAGUUUUUAUAACGUUUUUAAACAGUAUUAUAUUUUGCCAACCUUUUCAGUUUAUACGGUUUUCGGAUAAAACUCGAUUGUCACUUACUUGCUUCGUACUGUAAUACAUUUUCAACGAACCCUUUUCAUUUUUGUUAACAUUAUAUGCGUCCGUCGGUUUUACGUAUAUGAUGGAUACGGCCGCCCGGGACCCGACAACGACUCCACACCUGCAUAACAUACAGCGUCUCCUUUUUUCGCUUUAUCCCUCGCACCAGGUGUCCAAUGGAUUUCUCUUUUCUUCCCCCCUCGCAUAUAUAUACCCCAACACUGUACAUUUAUUUGUUACGGUGUGCGAUGUUUCGUUAAACGAAAUAUUUUCCGUCCGUUUUUAUUGGUAUGUUAAUGGCGUCUUUAUUAUAUUAUUGUCGUUGUGCCGGAGCCGGUUCGUGGAGGGUUCCCUGCAAACGUAAUAAAUAAACGGACGACGUGAAUACCCGUGACAGUUUCAAUGAUAUUUCGGCCUUAAAAUUUUGAACAAUAGAUCCUGCCACAUGUUUUUAUUUUGUCCGCAUUCCAUUGAACACUGUUGAAAACGGUCGACUUGUUCUGUCGGGAUUAUAAAAUAUUCUGCGCAUUUCGAAAAAUCGGUGUACAUUAUGGUACACCCCAUAAUAUAUAUUAUUUAUACAGAUGUAACAAUACAAUCGGGUUUUAUUUUACAAGAAAGAAAAAUUUUUACGCGAUUUUAGAUUAAUAACACAGUAUACGAGAUGAUUAAUCUAUCAUAAGAAAUUCAUUAUCUUGGAAAGUAUUAACUUUUUCUGGAAUUUUUUUUCUAGCAUUUAGAACAUUUAGAAACAAGCUGCCCUACAGUUUUAAAUUUAUAUUAUUUUUAUGAGUAAAACCACUACCUGCUUUUGAUUUUCAAAUGGCAACCUAUAUUAAAAAUUCCAUAAAUAGAUGAAGUAUUAUUUAAAAUAAAUUUCAAUGUUGAAAUUUUUAAUUUCCGUUAAUCCAUUUACGAGAUAUUCCACUUUUAAGUCGGAGGAGAAUAGUGGAAUAUCAUUUUAUAGCUGUAUGGCACGCUGCAUGUUAAUAAUGCACCACCAGUUAUCACUCCCAACCCCGAGCCAAAACUUAAAAGUAGAAUAUCUCGUCAAGGGAUUGAUGGAAAUUAAAAAUGUUGAGACCAAAUUUAUUUCAACUAAUACCACAACUAUUUAUGGAAUUUUUAUCAAAAAAAAGCAAAGUUUGAUUUUUAAAAUCUAAACUGGUAGUGGUUUUAUCCUUAAAAAUAAGGAUGACGAAAAAACAACAAAUAUAAAAUUGUAAACUUGCUUGUUUCUUAAAAAUUCUAGAAAACAAAUUCCGAAAAAAGUUGACACUUUCCGAGAUAACAAGUGUUUUAUGAUAGAUUGAUCACCCUGUAUAUAUAUAUUAGCUGUCGAAUGCAAAAAUUAUAUAAAAAACAUUUUUCUUUCAAAGAUAAAUUGGUAUUUCAGGUUUUAUCAAUUCUUUGUAAAUGUAUACGUUUUUGUGGCUAAUAAUUAUGUCAAUAUUGACAUAAUUAUAUGUCGUAUAAUGUGUUUCUUUUGAUGAUUUAUCUUGUCAAUUUUUGUUCAGUGAUAUAUCAUACUUAAAUUAUAAAAAAAAUGAAUGUUAAAUAAAAGUGUUACUCAAUUUAUUGUUUUUAAUUUUUGUAACUUAUGUUUUCUACUAGAAACAUAACUCCAUUUUAAAAAUGACAAAAAAUCAAUUGUGUUCCUUUUGAAAUAUAGCUUUUAAUAAUAGAGAAAGUAUUUUUUGAUAUCUGAAGCAGUUAUCAUAAUAAUUAGGAAAAACAAAAAGUAUGAUUUUUUUUUUUACUAUAAAUAUUUGGUAAAAAUGUCAGAAAACUGGUUAAUUUAACAUAGUUAUUACCUAUUGAUUAUUCAUUCUGUUGUAUUCAAGUUAAUAUUAUUCAUAAAUUCGAAUGUAUUCUUAAAUAUGGUAGUUUUAAAAACUUAUUUACUUUUGUUUUUAACUUUUAAAUUAUACAAUUUUGUAAUUUAUUUAAAUUAUUUUCUAUACACAUUUAUUUUCAGAUAAUGGCUGGAAUAGCAACAAUGCGUCUUAUGGAAGAGAGAAGAAUAUGGAGAAAAAAUCCAAUUUUUGUAAGCAUUGUGUUUAUACAACUUGCCUACCUAUUAUAAAAAUUGAUAAUUUAUACAUUUUUGUUUUUUUACUUUAUUUAUUAUUAUUAUGGCUAAAGUCUAAAUUAAACUUGACUAUUAUUAUUAUGAAAUAAUUGAUAAUAAUAUUCAUGGAAGUGUUUCUCUUUUCACAUUCUUAUAUGAUUACAUAGAUAUCUGAAAAUGUCCAUAUAUUAGCGAAUGACCAGGUCAUUGUGCAUUUCAAUGCUAGAUUUUAGAAGUUCAUUGCCUUAAAUUUUUGUCUAACUUUUUGUUACUACAUAGUACAACUUACAAUGAAUCGUGUAUAAAAUGUUAAAUCAUUUCUAUUCAGUCAAACAAUUAUAUCCACAUAAUUAUUAAAUAAAUAGCUCAAAUAUUACCAGAAUAUUAUAAAAAUUUUUACCACAUUUAGAAAAGUACAAUAUAAGUAUUUUGUGAAAAUUCCAGGUCCAUACUAAUAUGUUUCUCCAUAAAAAAAUAACAGGAACUAUAAAGAUAAAGACAGAUAAAACUAAUAAAAUUGUUAGACCAAACAAAAGUGCUUAAAAAGUUUAUUGCAGUAUUUUUUUUUUAUAAAUUUUAAUAUUAAAUGUUGAUCAAAAUCUUAAAUAUUAUAAUAUUAUCCCUCUAUUCAACAUUCACAACUUCCCUUAUCUAAAACAGUGGCCACUCAUUUGUUUCCAUAUCCAUUUAAUAAUAUUUUAGAAUUAGUACUUAUCAUACAACUUUUACUGUAGGGAUUUGUUGCCAAACCAACUAAGCAUCAAGAUGGUUCAUUGAAUCUUCUUUUGUGGCAAUGCAUUAUACCAGGAAAGAAGGGUGUAAGUAUAUUACAUUUGUUUUUUAAUUAAUAUAAUUCAGAAUUAUUGAUUUUGUAUAAAUGUUAGUAAAUGAAAUGUAUUAAUAGCAUCAUGUUUUUAAGAUUAUGGAUUAUACGAUUUACUGAACUGUUAAUAUAAAUGAACUUUAUCUCCAGGGGGGGCACACGUUAGUAUAAUUGGCUACAGCGCGGGUGAGGGCACAGCCCCCCUCCUGCUGGCGGCCUUGUAUUACAUAUCAAUUUUUCACUGGCAUUUUAUUGCAUAUAGUUCCAUCUGAGUAUUACUUAUACUACAAGAUUAAGUUAAACUAAUUGCAGUGUAGGUUUAAAUUAUAAAUCUAAAUUGUAAAUUGAUUAUUUAUAUUAUUUUUAAGUUUUAUUAUAGUAUAGUAAGUAAUUUAUGGCAUUCUGAGUUAAAUAUUUUUAUUAAAUUUAAUAUAUAUAUAUUUACAUACUAAAUUAAUUAAUUAUUAUAUUUAGACUCCUUGGGAAAAUGGUAAGUACGCCUUAACUUUGACAUUCAGUGAUGAUUAUCCUACAACUCCACCUAAGUGCAAAUUUACUCCUCCAUUAUAUCACGUCAAUAUAUACCCAUCAGGUAAAUUAUAAUAUAACAGUCAUUGAGACUUAUAUAACAAUCAUUUUUAAUUUGAAUAAUUUCAAUCAUGGUUGUUUAUAAUUAUAGGUACUGUUUGCCUGUCUCUUUUGGAUGAGUCCAAAGAUUGGCGUCCAUCAAUUUCAAUUAGACAACUGUUAAUUGGUAUACAUGAUCUGCUGACUGAGCCCAACGUAAAAGACCCCGCAAACGCUGAGGCUUAUAAUGAUUAUUGGUAAUUAAAUUGCAUUUAUUAAUAUUAUAUAACACUGGAAUAUAUGAUCAUUUGGAGUUGAGAUAGAAAGUUUAGUUAAUUUGUGUGAAAAUGCAUACUAUUCUUAAGUUCACAUAGUUGGGUAACUGAUUCACAUGGGAUUGUUUGGCAUUGAACUAUUAGGUUGAUUACUAAUAGUACCCAUUUUAAUAAAGAGGUCUAUGGUUAAGAGAAAUUCUCAGGGCACAGAUAUAUAUUAUUAUUAUAAUAAUAUAAUUAAAAUAAUAAUAUUAUUAAUAUUAAACACAAUUAAUAAUUGUUAAUUAAAAUUUUAAUUAAAAUUAAUUAAAGUUAAUUAAAAAAUUAAUUAAUAAUUAAUAUUAAAAUAUAAUUAAACACAAUGCUACUAAUUCAUUUUUGAACUGUAAGCUGUUAAGUUACAGAUACUGAAACAGUUCAGAAUAGUUCAACAAAGUGAAUAGUAUAAAUAGUUCAUUGGCGAAAAUACUUGAAAAUUAAUUUCUGUUGAUUAAUAUUAUAUUAUCAAUUUAAAUUUUUAAUAUUUUAUACUUAAAUUAUCAGUACAUUAAGGGUUUUUAAUCGGGUACCUGUUUUAAACAUUGUUUAUAAAAAAAAUUGUUCUUAAAUAACUCAUUGUCACUAAACUUUGAUAAAUCUUGUUAUUUGCACUUUAGUAUUAAUAUGUCAAAAUAAUGUUUGAGGUUAUGUUUUGAAAAAACUUGGUUAUGUUAAAUGUUUAGGUAUUUCCAUAGAGUAAAAUUUAAAAUGGAAUAUUCACAUUUAUUAUAUCAAGAAUUUUUUUACAUACUCAGCAUACAUACCUACAGCAUUCUAGAAAUUAUUUAUUUUAUCAACUAAUUUAAGAAUUAUAUAAGUCAAUCUGUUAUAAGUUUUAGAAUACUCUUUUGAGAAACGUUUAUAAUAUACAUAUAAAUAAAUUAAAAAUGAUUAUGAAUUCACUUUUAAGAUUGAUGAUUGUGAUUAUUAUUGAAUAUUAAUUUUUUUACACUUUUUUCUUAAAAUUAAAACAGCUAUUAUUAAGAAACAUCAAUAGGAUAUAAAUACAUGAUUUAUUACAAAAGUGAAUAAAUAUAAAGUUUUUUUUUUCUGCGUGUUUAGGGGUAAAAUUAAAAAUUGUUCCACUGGAAGCCAAACCAAUGGAAAAAAAAUAUAAUAUUAAAAGGACUAGAAAGUUUGAACAUGGUGGAACACAUGUAUUUUAUAUCUAUAUUUUAUUUUAUAUACUGUGUAAUAGGACUAUUUUACAUUUUUAUAUUGUAACAUGUAAAAAUGUCAAAUAUUCUUGUAUGUGUGGAUUUAUUUAAUUUCUUUCUAAUGAUAUACUUUAAAUUUCAAUAUUAUUAAUUGUACUUAUUUUUUAUUUGUUUAAUGUAGCUCUAAACCCUUGAGAUAUCAGAGUAAUAUAAGACAGCAAGCAAGAAGAUUCGAUUAUUCUUAUUGAUGACCAAGGAUCUUUUUAGAAUAUAAUAUACUCUGUAUAGAAUAUUCAAUAACCUGAUCCUUUUUUUUUUUUUUACUUUUACUUAUAAACCAAAGUGGUACUAUUACAUUACAAUAACAAGUUUUUUUUUGAAAUAUAAAGAGGAAAAAUUUAGUUUAUACUAUUAAAAUUAAGAAAAUAAGAUAAUGUUAGAAUGGAUAGUGAUAAUUUUUCUUAUUCUGUUAAUCUUAGUAUAAGUUAACCUAAAGAGUUGGUUUUUUUAUUUUUUUUUUUUUUUUAAUAAUUUUUCUGGUUAUUGAACAGACUAGACUAAAGCUAUUUACUAAAGUGUUAUUAUUUACUAACUGAUUAUUAUAUGUAUUGCAG
Cinara cedri is the source of this 14673-nucleotide messenger RNA. NCBI's taxonomy places the organism in Eukaryota, Metazoa, Arthropoda, Insecta, Hemiptera, Aphididae. The record is from the annotation of a GenBank genome assembly.